GACCCUUCAACGCACGCCGGCUGCCGGAUUUGUACCUGCAGCGUCCCAAACAAGCAGCCUGCGCGUGUCCCAAUCGGGCAGUGCGUUGAAACAUGGCCAAAAGCUGUCCGGCCACGCUUUGCGCGAUGAAACUGAAAUUCCGCUUUUUGUUUGUGUUAAGGUCCGCGGCAGGCCAAGCACACACAUGCCGCAACACACUGCAUCAAACCUGCAACCGGAUAUGUUGCUGCAUCUGGUUGUUGUUGUGUUUUUUCAAAUGCCGGCUGGAUGCUUGGUGGGCCAAUGUUCGGCUUUCAUUUGCAGCCAUUGCUCUGUGUGACUUUUCUGUGUUCUUUUGCCCAACUUUCGCAAAUCCUUCAGAACAGUUUUUAAAACAGUUUUCAAAACAGUUUUCAGAGCAGUAUGAAAUAGCUGCCCUCAUCAGCAGUUUUGCUUCUUUUUUUUCUUGUUCGAACCUCAGAAUAUUUAUUGUUUGAACCUCAGAAUAUUUAUUGUUUUCUGCCCUCGUUCUUCUGUUCUCUUUAAGACGAUUCGUAGUGCCAUUGAAUCUAUUAGCAAGAUUAAAUUAUCUUGCAAAUAGCUGUUAUCAGUCUAGCA
This is a messenger RNA of Ascoidea rubescens DSM 1968, 597 nucleotides long. RefSeq lists its product as uncharacterized. The transcript has a single exon. The record is from RefSeq and is a predicted model, not a curated record. Bases 93 to 476 code for a protein of 127 amino acids. Lineage: Eukaryota; Fungi; Ascomycota; Saccharomycetes; Ascoideales; Ascoideaceae.